AUGGAUGUGUUACUGCAAUCAAGUCCUGACACUGAAUCAGUCGACAGCAUAACAAAAAACAAUGUAUUUUUUAAUCUGACAAUAACCUUAAUAGAACAGAAAUGGUCACCCAGUCCCGACCCAGUCAGCAAUGAGGUCAGAGAGAUGUUUAGAAAAGUUGUGCUUGUCUUUAUCUGCGGAACUGUGAGUUUGUUUGGAAUUGGCGCAAACGUUACCAAUAUUGUCGUCUUUAUUAGACAGGGAUUUAAAGACAGCAUCAACAUCAGUUUGUUAGGUAGGAUAACAAGUCUCGUCACCGCCUUCAUCACUCUGGAGAGAUGUCUCUGCGUCACCAUCCCUCUCAAAGUUAAAGAUGUCAUUACGCCUUUCAGAACCAAGUUCUUCAUCCUCUCGUUCUUUAUCGUCAUGAUCGGUCUCUUCGCGCCCUUCUACUUUGUCAAUCAACUGGCCUGGGCUCAUAACCCACUGCGAAACACAACUAUUUUAAGCCUUGCAUUCUCGGAAAACAAG
Molecule: messenger RNA, 510 nt
Organism: Candidula unifasciata
Lineage: Eukaryota; Metazoa; Mollusca; Gastropoda; Stylommatophora; Geomitridae
Source: the annotation of a GenBank genome assembly